This is a messenger RNA of Monodelphis domestica (gray short-tailed opossum), 2498 nucleotides long. RefSeq names its product lysine methyltransferase 5C (gene KMT5C). Lineage: Eukaryota; Metazoa; Chordata; Mammalia; Didelphimorphia; Didelphidae. Gene Ontology annotation, molecular function: histone H4K20 methyltransferase activity; protein binding. The record is from RefSeq and is a predicted model, not a curated record. Gene Ontology annotation, cellular component: nucleus.
UGGCACACGGGCACCAUGAUGAUGGUGGAGUGGCAGCCACAUGGACCAAUGAGGAGCGGCGCUUCUGCGACAGGGCAGGGCGGAGAGGGCCGGCGCGGGGCGGGCCGGGGCGGGAGUCGCGGGGCCGGGGCGGCGGGAGCAGGAGCUGGAGGCGGCGGUGGCGGCGGCGGCGGCGGCAGCCGGAAGAGGAGGAGGGGGAGGGGGAGGGCUGGGAAGCAGCAUGGUCCAGGCUGCACCAUGGGACCAGAGAGGGUGACAGCCCGGGAGCUGUGUGAGAACGAUGACCUCGCCACCAGCCUGGUCCUCGAUCCCUACCUGGGCUUCCGCACACACAAGAUGAACGUCAGCCCAGUGCCUCCUCUGCGUCGACAGCAGCACUUGCGCUCAGCGCUAGAGGCCUUCCGGAAGCAGCGCGACUUGGAGGCUGCCUACCGGGCCCUGACCCUGGGCAGCUGGAUGGCCCACUACUUCCAGAGCCGCGGCCCGCAGCAGGAGGCUGCCCUCAAGACCCAUAUCUAUCGCUACCUUCGCGCCUUCCUGCCCGAAAGCGGGUUUGCCAUCCUUCCCUGCACCCGCUACUCUCUGGAGACCAAUGGGGCCAAGGUGGUGUCGACACGCUCCUGGAAGAAGAACGAGAAGCUGGAGCUGCUGGUGGGCUGCAUCGCUGAGCUGCGCGAGGCCGACGAGGGCUUGCUGCGAGCUGGGGAGAACGACUUCAGCAUCAUGUACUCCACCCGGAAGCGCAGUGCCCAGCUGUGGUUGGGCCCCGCGGCCUUCAUCAACCACGACUGCAAGCCCAACUGCAAGUUUGUGCCUGCAGACGGGAAUGCAGCCUGCGUGAAGGUGCUGCGGGACAUCGAGCCCGGGGACGAGGUUACCUGCUUCUACGGGGAUGGCUUCUUCGGGGAGCGCAACGAGCUGUGCGAAUGCUGCACCUGUGAGAGGAAGGGAGAAGGCGCCUUCCGUCUGCGGCCCCGGGAGCCUGCAGCCCCGACUCCCAGGACCUGUGAAAAGUACGAGCUGAGGGAGACCGAGAGGAGGCUGCAGCGCUACUGGGAGACCCGGGGGGCCCGGCAGGGGCUCGGGCCACCAGGGGCCCAGCGCUGCUCCCACUUCCACACCUUGAACCGCCUGGACCUGCUGUGCGCUCUCUGCCAGCCCCUGCGCCUGCAGCCCCUCGGGACCCACUCGGAUCCCUCUGCCCUGUGGGUGCAGUGGCUGCCGCAGCCCCCCCCCCCUCGGCGCCGCCGCCGCCGCCGCCGGCCACCCCGACGUCGGCUGACCCGGGUGGCCCCACACCCUCGGGUCCCGCGAGUGUCCCUGCACCGGUGGGGCGGCUGCGGGCCCCGGUGCCGCCUCCGAGGCGAGGUCACGGUGGCCUUGUCCCCGCCCGCACCCGCCUGCGUCCCGGCCCGCCCUGCCCCGCUGCAGGACUGGCACUGGGCCCGGCGCUACGGGCUGCCCUGCGUGGUUCGAGUGGACCUGAGCGGCGCCACCCCGGUCCCCAGCGCCCCCGCCAGCCUUGGGCCCGCGGGUCCCGAGCCCCCCAAGCGGACCCUGGCCUUUGGCCCCUUCUCGCCCUCCAAGCGUCUGCGCCUUGUGGUCAGCCACGGCUCCAUCGCCCUUGACGUCAAUGGGGGGCACUGAGGGUAAGUGGGGGGCGCUCGGCGUGCCCCCGGCCCUCCUCCUCCUGCAGGCUGGCCCUCCACAGCUACCUAGGAGGGAGCCGGCCCACUCCCGGGACCUGGGCACGCAAGCUGGGCUUCCGCUCAGGGCCGUCUCUCUCUCUCUCUCUCGACUCCCCCCUCCCUCCCCCAGUCAGUCAGGCUUGUACAGGACACCCUGUCCCGGGUUCGAGGGUGCCCACGGCCCAGCUCUUGGGGCCAGACUUUCAGGGCUUCUCUUCCUUUCUCUCCCAGCUAGUUCCCUGAAGGCUUGAGCCAGGCGUCCCAGGAAAGUGGGGCGGGGGGGCUAGAUUUCAGGGUGCUGCUCCUCCCCCUGUGCUCGGGAUCCCCAAUCCUUUCAUAGGGAGCCCCUUCCUCCUUCCCCUUGCCCGGGGCCCUCUUGGGGGGGGGUUAUGGGGGCGGCGGCCGCCCUCCCGUCUGACCCGGCAGGGAUAACCUUAGCAAGGGGCGGCCGCCACCUGGUGGCAGGAGACCCCAACCCAGCAGGGAGGGACAGCAAGGAUCCCUCCCUCAGCCUCAGGAUGGUUCUAGACUUUUACCUCCUGCCUCAGUGGCACCCCGCCCCCCCAGGGGGAAAGCCAUAAAGGGGGAGGGGAGGGGGCUCCCGCAGCCGCCCCCCCUGGCUCUCAGGGAGGCCGCCCCGCCUCAUCUUUCUCAUGGUGCUAUAGCUCCGGUGCCUCCCGGGGAGUGAGGGGAGCGGGGGCCAGCACAGCCAGCCGGGGCCCUCGGCCUCCCCACCCCGGUCCCAGGGAUUGCGGACACUGGGUGACGGGCAGUUUGCAACUGGUUUUUUAAUAAAAGUCUUCUUGUUAA